CGGGGCGGGGACCCGGCGGUCGCUGAGGUGGGGGUUGGUAGAGGACGCUUCCCGAGGGCGCGCGGAGUGGAGCUGCUGACAGACACGCACGCGCGUGUGCGCUCCCAACUACUGCGCGGCCCCGCGACCCCCGUCGGUCUCCGAGAGGCCCGGCGUCGGCGCCGCAGCCGUCUAGGAUUCCUGUCCAGAGGCAUCCCCGGCGUCCCCAGCCCGAGUCUCCGCGCUCCGGGCCGCGCCUGCUUCUGCCGGCAUCCCGUCCCCCGUCGUCAGAGACUGUCCCUUAACUCAUCUUUCCGCACCCAGACCGGGUCCUCGCGGCCCAUGCUGGCCGCUGGGGACCCAGGCAGCCUAGGUCUGUCUCGGGCCGGCCAGCCGGCCACCAUGGUGGCCCUGAGGCCUGUGCAGCUACUCCAGGGGGGCUAAUAGACCCAGGACGCGGGCCCAGGGGUGAGGGGGUCCCAGGCCAGUACCCCGCGCCAUGGCCGGAGCCAUCGCUUCCCGCAUGAGCUUCAGCUCACUCAAGAGGAAGCAGCCCAAGACAUUCACGGUGCGGAUCGUCACCAUGGACGCCGAGAUGGAGUUCAACUGCGAGAUGAAAUGGAAAGGGAAGGACCUGUUUGAUUUGGUGUGCCGGACGCUGGGGCUUCGGGAAACCUGGUUCUUUGGACUGCAGUAUACAAUCAAGGACACGGUGGCCUGGCUCAAAAUGGACAAGAAGGUGUUGGAUCAUGAUGUUUCGAAGGAAGAACCAGUUACCUUUCACUUCCUGGCCAAAUUUUAUCCUGAAAAUGCUGAGGAGGAGCUAGUUCAAGAGAUCACACAACACUUAUUUUUCUUACAGGUGAAGAAGCAGAUUUUGGAUGAAAAGGUCUACUGCCCUCCUGAGGCAUCCGUGCUCCUGGCGUCAUAUGCUGUCCAGGCCAAGUUUGGCGACUAUGACCCCUCUGUGCACAAGAGAGGAUUUUUAGCCCAAGAGGAAUUGCUCCCGAAAAGGGUGAUAAAUCUCUAUCAGAUGACUCCGGAAAUGUGGGAGGAGAGAAUUACUGCUUGGUAUGCGGAGCACCGGGGCAGAGCCAGGGAUGAAGCUGAAAUGGAGUAUUUGAAGAUAGCUCAGGACCUGGAGAUGUAUGGGGUGAACUACUUUACAAUCCGGAAUAAAAAGGGCACAGAGUUGCUGCUUGGAGUGGAUGCUCUCGGGCUUCAUAUCUAUGACCCUGAGAACAGGCUGACCCCCAAGAUCUCCUUCCCAUGGAAUGAAAUCCGAAACAUCUCCUACAGCGACAAGGAGUUUACUAUUAAACCACUGGAUAAGAAAAUUGAUGUCUUCAAAUUUAACUCCUCAAAGCUUCGUGUUAAUAAGCUGAUUCUUCAGCUAUGUAUUGGGAACCAUGACCUAUUUAUGAGGAGACGGAAAGCUGACUCUUUAGAAGUUCAGCAGAUGAAAGCCCAGGCCAGGGAAGAGAAGGCUAGAAAGCAGAUGGAAAGGCAGCGGCUGGCUCGGGAGAAGCAAAUGCGGGAGGAGGCCGAGCGGACAAGAGACGAGCUGGAGAGGAGGCUCCUGCAGAUGAAAGAGGAAGCAACGAUGGCCAAUGAAGCCCUGAUGCGGUCUGAGGAAACAGCUGACCUGUUGGCUGAAAAGGCUCAGAUCACAGAGGAGGAGGCCAAGCUUCUGGCACAAAAGGCUGCAGAGGCUGAGCAAGAGAUGCAGCGAAUCAAGGCCACAGCUAUUCGGACAGAGGAAGAGAAGCGUCUGAUGGAGCAGAAGGUGCUGGAAGCUGAAGUGCUGGCAUUGAAGAUGGCUGAGGAGUCAGAGAGAAGGGCCAAGGAGGCUGAUCAGUUAAAGCAAGACUUGCAAGAAGCCCGAGAAGCAGAGCGAAGGGCCAAGCAGAAACUCUUAGAAAUCGCCACCAAGCCCGCAUAUCCACCCAUGAACCCAAUCCCAGCACCACUGCCUCCUGACAUACCAAGCUUCGGCAUUAUUGGUGACAGCUUGUCAUUCGACUUCAAGGAUACAGACAUGAAGCGACUUUCCAUGGAGAUAGAGAAAGAAAAGGUGGAGUACAUGGAGAAGAGCAAGCACCUGCAGGAGCAGCUCAAGGAGCUCAAGACAGAGAUCGAGGCCUUGAAACUCAAAGAGAGGGAGACGGCCUUGGACGUCCUGCACAGCGAGAACUCAGACAGAGGCGGCACUGGCAGCAAGCAUAAUACCAUUAAAAAGCCUCAAGCCCAAGGCAGAAGACCUAUCUGCAUUUGAGUCCUCAAACUCACUCUGCAGAGCGCCAAGUCCCGAGUGGCCUUCUUUGAAGAACUCUAGCAGGUGGCCCGACCACCUCCUGCCACAUCUGCUGCUCCUGACACCAACAGCAUGAGCCUGACCCAAAGGAAACAUCAGGAGAGGGCUGCCUUGUUUGGGAACUCUUGAGUAGAGGGCCCAGUCUCCUUCGUGUUCAGUUGUUUUUGAACUCUGACUCUGUAGAGAUUUCUCCAGGUAUUCGUGUUCUCCUGGCCUGCAUAUCUCUCCCCACCCCUCAAAAAUAUUGUGCGUGGGCUGCCAUCCUUCCUGCACCUUAGGCACUGUGGCAUUAAGUGCCGCUGUGUGGGCUGUCUGAAAUCUCCCAUGCAGGUGCUACCCAUUCCCCAACUGGGCCUCCCCUCCACAGUGAGGACCUGGUACAGUGUAGAGGCAUGGAUGGCUUAGCUAGAACCAGCAGUGAUGGUAGGAAACAGAACAGCUGUGGCUAGGAAGAGGCGUAAGAUAAAAGCUGCUGGGAGACAUGAGUGUGCACGAGUCCCUUCAGUCUUAGCCACCUGCCCGUGGCGGGCCAGGACCUCCGUCUCCGCCCACUCUCCAUAUGGAGCCCCAGAGCCCUGCUGCGCGUCCCUCGUCCUCUUCAAUACCUAGGCUUCACGUCAUUGUCCUUGUCUUCACCGGGAGCCCAGCAGUGGCCUUCUGGUCUCUCCUUUCCUGAGCCUGACAGAGGUAUCAGGCCACUCACAGUCACACAAGCCAACACUAUGGGUGGCCUCCAUGCUGGAUGGAAAAUGUUUCCCAUGUGCCACACACACUCCAUGGUUGGGCCUGUCUUCUGUGUAACUGGGUCACUGCUACAGUCAAUCAGAGCCCUUAAAGUCCUUAAGAGCAGGUGAUUUGCUCAGUCCACAAACAAACAGAUAUACUUUAGCUGAAGACAACUAAACUGAGGAGCUGAGCAAUGGAGUGUUCCACAGUACAGUUUGUUUUUGAGAAACUGAGGCACACUACCUUGUUCCCACCGGCUGGCUGUUGUUAUUAGGCCUCUUUGCCAUAGGCAGCCACCCAAGGGUCACCUCAGCAUCUUUGGCAUCUGGGAUAGCACUCUAGUCUGGAACCUAAGGCUCAGGAGUUGUCCUCUGGACUCGACACACCCUUGAUCUGAAGUUGAGCGGUCUUCUCUGGUCUGAAACUACUCUCUGACUUUCUUCCUCUCUGUACAUUUGAUCUAACAAAGGCUGUGGAACACAGGACAAUGAUGCUGGUUUAUAAAAAUUAUGAUAGGCCUUUGUUUUUUAAUUUAACACUUUAUAUCUCAAAUUUGGGAAAUGCCAGGCUACAUAGCCACGUGGGAGCCCUGGUAUUUGAGGAAUGGUGAGUGUAACUAUUUCUUGGAAGGUAGGGCCCAAAUCCUACUCAGAAGUACCUCAGCUCCCCUCAAGAGAGAGGAUGGGUGCCCCAGGAUGUCUCCAGCCUGCUUGGAGCCUGUAGCUAGGUUCUUUUCAGUAGACAAUUUUAGAGUCAGAGAGAGACAUCUGAAGUCUAAAGAGAGGUCCAGUCCUGACUGUUUCUAGUUUCAAUGGUUCUUGAACCAUGGACUGGGGCACCCUGAUGCUGAAACAGCAAGUCACUCUCAGUGCAGGACACUGAGGCCUUGCUCUUGGCCUGUGGCUGGUCAUACACCAUGACUGAGGCAAUACCUGAGCCACCCCCGCACUCUGACUCGAGGUCACUGCCAAGCCUUGCUAGACAACAGCAGUGGGCUUACAUAACACUACUUCAGUUACUGCUUUAUCAUCUUUUAGACGUUUCUUGUGCUCCAUAUUUUCAAAAGGCCCAGAGACUGACACCCAGCAACAGUGACUAACUGUUCUUGCCAACAGGGCCAGAGCCUCAAAGCCCCUAGCACAAGCAGCCUUCACAAGGGACCCAGCCUCUCCUAGGUGCCUCGAGGCCAAGCCUGUGCCCAUGGGCCUCCAUUCCUCUGUUCUGUUAUCAAACAGCUUUUCAUGUGAGGCCCAUGUCACUCCUGUCAGGGCCAGAACAUGAAGCUGUUUGUUGGGGUUGGGGGUGAUUAUAAUUUAAGUGAUUGUUUUAAUAAAAACUCUAAGCUGCUAUA
Messenger RNA from Apodemus sylvaticus (European woodmouse), 4370 nucleotides. RefSeq names its product NF2, moesin-ezrin-radixin like (MERLIN) tumor suppressor (gene Nf2). Gene Ontology annotation, biological process: regulation of cell shape; regulation of organelle assembly; positive regulation of early endosome to late endosome transport. Gene Ontology annotation, molecular function: cell adhesion molecule binding; actin binding. The transcript has 17 exons. Lineage: Eukaryota; Metazoa; Chordata; Mammalia; Rodentia; Muridae. The record is from RefSeq and is a predicted model, not a curated record. The coding region runs from base 479 to 2254 and encodes 591 amino acids. Gene Ontology annotation, cellular component: cytoskeleton; apical part of cell; plasma membrane.